Theobroma cacao (cacao) is the source of this 1685-nucleotide messenger RNA. It is a transcript of the gene UAH, whose product is annotated as ureidoglycolate amidohydrolase. Gene Ontology annotation, molecular function: hydrolase activity, acting on carbon-nitrogen (but not peptide) bonds, in linear amidines. The record is from RefSeq and is a predicted model, not a curated record. NCBI's taxonomy places the organism in Eukaryota, Viridiplantae, Streptophyta, Magnoliopsida, Malvales, Malvaceae.
GUCGGGUUUGCACUUGCCCCAGAGAGCAGCUCUGUCUUCAAUCGAACUCCCAAAUUAUAAUACGCUAAUACAUUAGUAACCAUCCAAAAAACUCCAAAAACCAGUAAAAAGAAAAGGAAAAAGAGAUGUGUUUGAGAUUCUCUUACUCACACUCCCUACCUCUUCUCUUUCUCUUCUUCCUUGGUUCCAUUCCUUCAAUCUUAACUCAACAAAAUGAAGACCCAACAAUCAAAACCAUGCAAGAUUUCUCUGGGUACCCAGUUGUUGAACCACCUCACCCUUUUGUAUCAAACUCACUUUCAGUUGAUGCUCAAACUCUACAGAAACAGAUUGAUGAGCUAUCAACUUUCUCGGAUACACCUGCCCCAUCGGUUACUAGGAUCCUCUACACUGAGAAAGAUAUAUUGGCUCGCAGGUUCAUAAAAUAUUUGAUGGGACUAGCUGGACUGUCUGUCAGAGAGGAUGCUGUUGGUAACAUAUUUGGUCGGUGGGAUGGCUAUGAACCAGAGCUUGCUGCGGUGGCAACAGGUUCUCAUAUUGAUGCUAUUCCAUACUCUGGGAAGUAUGAUGGUGUUGUUGGUGUUUUAGGUGCAAUAGAAGCCAUUAAUGCACUAAAGAGGUCUGGGUUCAAACCUAGAAGGUCAUUGGAGAUAAUUUUGUUCACUUCCGAAGAGCCAACACGCUUUGGGAUCGGCUGUUUGGGAAGUCGCUUAUUUGCAGGUGGUGAGGCACUUGCUAAAGCUUUGAAGACAACAGUUGAUAGUCAAAACAUAUCCUUCUUAGAUGCCGCAAGAUCUGCUGGAUAUGCAAAAGAUCAAGAUGACUUAUCCAGUGUGUUUCUGAAGAAAGGCAGUUACUCUGCUUUUGUUGAGCUGCAUAUAGAGCAAGGGCCCAUUCUGGAGGAGGAAGGUGUAUCUAUUGGUAUAGUAACUGCCAUUGCAGCCCCUGCAAGUAUAAAAGUUGAUUUUGAAGGCAAUGGUGGGCAUGCAGGUGCAGUCUUGAUGCCAAGCAGAAAUGAUGCAGGACUGGCAGCUGCUGAGUUAGCGCUAUCUGUUGAGAAACAUGUACUGGAAUCUGGAUCAAUUGAUACUGUUGGUACAGUAGGGAUUCUAGAGCUGCAUCCUGGAGCAAUCAACAGCAUCCCUAGUAAAUCACACCUCGAAAUUGACACACGAGAUAUUGAUGAAAAGAGAAGAAAUGUCAUUAUUGAGAAAAUCCAUCAAUCUGCAAUUGCAAUUGCAACAAAGCGUAAGGUCAACCUAUCGGAAUUCAGGAUCAUAAAUCAGGACCCACCAGCCCUUUCUGAAAAAUCAAUAAUUGAAGCAAUGGAAGCUGCAUCAAAAGAGCUGAACUUGACGCAAAAGUUUAUGAUUAGCAGAGCUUACCAUGAUUCAUUGUUUAUGGCCAGGAUAUCUCCUAUGGGCAUGAUAUUCAUUCCAUGUUACAAAGGUUACAGCCAUAAGCCUGAAGAAUAUGCCUCCACUCAGGAUAUAGCAAAUGGCGUCAAGGUGUUAGCACUAACCCUCGCCAAGUUGUCCCUGCGAUGAUGUGCUGUUUAUAGAUUUUGUAAACUACCUGCUUAGGCCUUCAUAGAGGUCAAUGCUGUAUUCUCUACCCACUGUGCCAUGUAGAACUUUGUGUCGGUAAUUUCAAUAAAGAACUUUGUCAUGAAUAAUUGCAUCGUA